CCCCCUCCCCCCCUCUCCCUCUCUCACUCUGCAGCCAGGCAGCCACCAUGUUCGCUUCAGGCCGACGCCUCCCACGGAGUCUGGGCCGAAUUCACCUCGCCCGGGGCUCACCCGCCGGCCUCGGGGCCAGCAGUAAUCGACCUGCAAGACGUCUGCUUACUUCGGGAGCUACAUUGUCAUCUACACCAAAGCAGUUGACAAGUGAAAACCUUCAACCGCAGAGAGGUGUAUUGUGGGAAAACUGGAGUGUCCGGAGCUUCAAAACCUCUGCGUAUUUCUGCGAGGAGGUCCGUGUGAUUAACACGCCGGCCUUCGCGGAGUCGGUCACAGAGGGCGACGUCAGGUGGGAGAAAGCCGUGGGCGACUUUGUCAAGGAAGAUGAAGUUGUGUGCGAGAUUGAAACCGACAAGACUUCCAUCCAGGUGCCGGCCCCGACAAGUGGGGUGAUCCAGGAGCUGCUGGUGGAGGACGGGGGCAGAGUAGAGGCUGGGAACCCGCUCUUCAAACUCAAGAUCACCGAGGCAGGAGCUGCUGCUGCUGCUACCAAGCCUGCCGCGCAAGCUCCUGCUGCCGCAAAACCAGCAGCAGAGGCGGCUGCUCCACAGGCCGCAGCAGGAGCUGGGCCCAUCCCAACCACGAUGCCACCUGUGCCACCUGUGCCCAAGAAGCCACUGGAGUCCAAACCCGUGGCCGAUGUCCAAGUGACCGCGGCCGUCCCGUCGGGCGCCGGCGCUGUCCCGACGCGAGGGGAACACCGCGUGAAGAUGAACCGCAUGCGGUUGCGGAUCGCCCAGCGUCUCAAGGAUGCGCAGAACACCUGCGCCAUGCUCACCACCUUCAACGAGGUGGACAUGAGCAACGUGAUGGAGAUGCGGAAUCGGCACAAGGACGUGUUCCUCAAGAAGCACGGCCUCAAGCUCGGCUUCAUGUCGCCCUUCGUCAAGGCCGUGGCCUUUGCCCUGCAGGAACAACCCGUCGUCAACGGAGUGAUCGACGACGUGACGAAAGAGAUCGUGUACCGGGACUACAUCGACAUCAGCGUCGCCGUGUCGACGGCCAAGGGCCUGGUGGUGCCCGUGUUGCGGAACGUGGGCCCCAUGAACUUUGCCGACAUUGAGAGGGCCAUCUUCGAGAUGGGCGAGAAGGCGCGCAAGAACGAGCUGGCCAUCGAGGACAUGGACGGCGGCACCUUCACCAUCAGCAACGGCGGCGUGUUCGGCUCGCUCUUCGGCACGCCCAUCAUCAACCCUCCGCAGUCGGCCAUCCUGGGCAUGCACGCCAUCAACGACCGCCCCGUGGCGAUCAACGGCAAGGUUGAAAUCAGGCCGAUGAUGUACGUGGCGCUCACGUACGACCACCGGCUCAUCGACGGCAGGGAGGCUGUGACUUUCCUGCGCAAGAUCAAGGCAGCGGUGGAAGAUCCCCGCAUCAUGCUCCUCGACAUCUAACGAUGCCCGUCGGCAGGGCGACUCGCCAGAUUUGGGGCUCUCCAACAAUCCUCUCUGCUACCCCAUCCAUCACCGCUACCCUCCCCCACGCAUUGGUCCCAGUCUCCCCUAUCGCUCUCCACUCUCGCUUGCCUCUCCUCCACCCCCACACACCCGUCUGCACACUUGAAUCUAGAACAAACUGUGCCCUAAAUCAGGAAAAUAUUUUUGUCUGGCCUGUGACAGGUGCACUUGCUUCCCCCUUCCAACCCACCUCUUGCCCCCCUCACUGCACUUACUUACACAGGGCUCUAUACACAUCUGCUUGCUAUGGCUGCUGGAAAACCAGGCUGUCUGGUGGACAAUGCUCCCCCGGGCCCUUAGUCCGUAUCUGCGCUCUUGCAGAGGUGGCAGUGAGCAAAGGGGUCGAUGGGUCCAUUGCGCAUCGGAGGUCUCCACAAGAACCCAGCUCUUGAGCCGUGUUGUCGGGCCAAGUGGCUAAUCCGUUCUCUGUUUUCCCACAAAACGCUUUGUUCGUUUUCACUCGUGUUUAAUCUUUUAACCAUUCACGUAGCUGCGGAAUAAAAAAAAAAUACUCUAUCCCACAGCCUCCAAUUGAAACCACUUCCCAGUUUCGCUUUGUUUCCCCUUUCAUGGACCUCUCGUUCACUCCCCUUUCGUAUUUAACAAACAAACAAAACUCCCAGUUUUCCGUCCCUAUUUGGCUUUUCCAUCCAACUCCCCCCCCCCCCCCCUUUCUUCACAUCACCAUGACUUGAUUUUUGCGAGAAAACUAAGAUAGCACCCGAGCAGCGUGCUUUGGCUUGUCCGAAACACAGCAGGCAAGUUUGCAACUGCUGCUUGCGCUUCAAACGUAUAUUCGAAAAAUCCACCGAUCGCACGACGAGUUGCGUCGCGGACGAAGACACGCGGCGCCGGCAACCCCCACCGCGGCUCGCGCCAUGCCGUGAGCGUCGGCUCGAAUUUUAACUGAAGGAAUCCGCCACGUGCGUAGCUCAAAAAAAAUAAAUUGGCGCUUCCCCCUUUGGCGUUGGUUCGAUUCGCUCGCACCCAGUCUCGCUUCGUGCUCCUACGAGGCGGCAGAAACUACCGUCUCGCUAUCCUAGUUGAACACUUUCAAGCGAUUCAAAACUUUUGUAAGAGCAAUGUACGCACAACCUACGAGCUUCUGAGUGGAGGGAAAAGUAUGGAUCUGUAUUUUAUCUCUCAUCGCCGCGUCGCUGAAGCUGCUGUAAUCUUUCCGAAUUUAUUGGCGAUUUUGAAUGGUGGCACGUUACACUUCUGGCUGCUAUCUUUAUUUUUUUUGUUGUUGAACAGCUGCACCAAAAAUAUAUUUUUUUUCUUUUUCUUCGAGAGCUUUUUGAGGUUUCUCCCUUUUCCAGAAAAUUUAAAUUGCAGAUUUUAGUUGUCAAAUGUCAAGGUAUUUUUUUUAAGUCUGGGAAUUGUUGGCCCACCUUUAUUUGAUGGGGGAGGAAUGGAUUACGACAUCGCAUAUCUGACUGGGCAAAGGUAUAGGUGCCGAUAUGUGAAGGUCGGCAAAUGACACUUGCUCUCUUGUCAAUAUUAAUUAUAAAAGGGAUAUAGAUUUUUCUUUUUUAUUGUUUGGGUAGAUUUUUAACUGAUACGUUUUGACACCGCAUGAUUACAACAAAGAUGAUUUUCCAACUGUAUUCGGUUUGCAAAUGUAGGCAGAAUUUACCCAUUUGAUCACUGGGUAAUGUUAAAUCGUAAUCGUUUUCUUCCACGAUAUCCCGAUGUGUGCUAUCGGCGUCACGGGAUGCCAAGUUAUCCAUUCGGAACUCUCGCAGAGCGGCACGACCCUCUCAUGUCACCGGAGAAUAGCCCACAGAAGCGGAGAUCGCAGAUCUAACUCUUGAGAUCUCUCCCUGCCAAGUGACUUCUGGUCCACGCGUCAAAUUGCAGCACUUAAUUAGAUAAACUUUUAAAAGGAAAAAAAUAUCUAUCUCGCCGGCAUUUCCACACACGCACGACCACGAGCCGGUGUUUCUGCCCGAAUCAUGGAAGGUGGUGGUGCUUUUCAGGGUUUCGCUCGGCCAUUUGGCCACGUGUUACACGUGUACAGCCCUUGUCAGUCCACUGCUGGAUGAAGGCCUCCUUCAACGCCCUCGUAGGGGUUAUUUGACCUUGCUUCACGAUGGGGGCAGUACAGGAUGAAGGCGUGGAGCAGUGGGCAUGGCAUCACAGUACGGUGCAACUUUGGGUUUUGCCGCACAGCCUAUUACGUAGCCCCACAGCAGCCUAUUUAACGCAUGUGCUAUGCCCAGCCGAGCACUAUAACUCAAGCGAUUGUGUAUUAUUAUGGUAAGGUGAUAGCUCUGCCACAUUGGUGUAGGAAUACUGGUGUAAUGUUUAAUCACUCGAUAGCAUAGCGAUCGGUCCAUGACCCAGAGCAGAUGUCUCGCUCGUCAGCACCACCUGGGGUGGCAUCACUUUAACAGUUCCAAUUUCUCUCCGUUUUGGCCAACAGUGAAUUAUGUGAUGACCAUUUGAAACGAGUGGGCUAUCAAAUAAUUUGCUCGUAUCAUCCACGUAACAAAACAACAGCAAUCUGUACUACGUCAGGAGGUACCGAUUUCUGCUCUUGUUUCAUCGGAUUCAAUCUCGUGGGGAGAUUCUCCCAAAUUUCGCAAUAAUCUGUAAAAGAGAGGGCGUGGAUACGAAGUCUCGACGCUUCCCCCCCCGAAAAAUGUCCGUUUUGGGAUUCGUCGUCAAGUGGGAUUCCGCGUGCACUCUGCCACGCUUGUGCCGUUCCUGCCCGGAGUGGCGCUGCGGGGCAUCGAAGGAUGUCGCUCUCCCCGGCGCGAAGGCACGACCACCGAUUAUUACCUCGAAAAUGUCAACGAUCGGGGAGGGGGGGGGGGGUGUGGAAAACACGGAGCCCGUCUGCAAUAUUUAAAUCUGGAACGUGUCCCCACCCAUCCUGUUUCUAUCUCAGUCCCUCUCUCUCUCGCUUGGCUAUCCACGACUUAAGGUCGCCAACUCGAUUCAUUCUCUCGGCGUGGCAAGUUUCUCAAGCCUGUCCGCUCCGCAGCGGUGUGGAUGGGGUUCACCGCAGUCGGGGUAUGGGCAGCUCGCGCGUGGGUGAGGUUAAAGUGCGGGUAACUCCCGCCUCUUGCUCUCACCGUCUGGUCAACGUGGGAAGAGUAGACCAAGUGCCCUGAGAAGAACAAGCUUUAGCAGAGGGACGAGAGAGGAGGCCCUUCCGUCAAUGGUGGCGCUGAAAAGCAACUUUCAGAGCUGCACUUUUUACUCGUCUCUUGCCCACCAACCCCCUCCGUCCCGUUUGGAAUUAUAAUUUUUGGGCAGAAUCCAUCGGUUCUCGGUGGGGGGAUGAGUCGGACUGCACGCACCGCACAUUAAUUUAACGCGUCUGUUGUUCACUUACGAUGUUUCUCUCGUUUUGGUGCUGUUGUUUUUCCCGGACUGCAGCAGUGUUGGGGAAGUUGAGUUGUUGUUGUUGUUGUUGUUGGGAUUCACACUGGAGCUGUGCGCUCUGGCGGAGCCAGUGGGGGGGGGGGUGGGGUGGCACGUGCCCCCCCCCCCCCCCAAUGAUUUGAUCGAAAUCCCUAAUUUCGAUCGGAUCAUUGGGGUUUAUUAGUAAUAAAUCGGCAUUUUGCGACCCCCACUGCCACUGUGUAGCAUAUUAUGUGCCAGGGAUGCAAUGAGAUGAUAGGACAAUAGUCUGAGUCCAUAAUUGGCAAUAAGUAACGGCAAAGCGGUUAUAAGUGAUUCACGGAAUUGUGCGCAGUUGCGUAUACAGCACACGACUUCCCUGAAGGCAUUCACCUUCAGCGAGCGCGAUGCCGAUCACAACGCGGUUCGAAUUCGACCCUCGAUCAAUGGCUGCGCCAUCGCCGCACACGCGUCGAAUAAAAAGCAAGGGACAAGUCUUCACUAACAACUCCUCAAAUUUUUCAUUGCUGGAGGGGUUGCCCCCCCCCCCACCUGAAAAUCCUGGCUCCGUCAUUGGCUGUGCGUGUCUGAAACUGUGGUAGUUAUAAAAUUAAAUAACCAAAAAAAAGGGCAGGGCUUUAAAAAAAUAUAUCCGAUUGAGCAUUAGAAUUUUGUACCAUUUGUUCGCUUCAAACCAUGGCGUUACAGAUGCUUUAUCGGUACCACCCAGGAUGGCAAUUGGUGAAUGACUGUCUUUUGAAGCGUUGUAUGUCUAAAUCACAAAUGUGUGUGUGUGACAAAGGUGACGGUGGUAGCUUGUUUUAUGAGGAACAUGCCAUUUAAGAAAAAAAAGUGGUUACCGGAGUAUGUUCGAGAAUAUCAAUCUGGGAGGGAAGAAACAAGCGUGGUGAAAAUCUCUACGGAAUACCUCGGACGUGUGUGGUUAGCGUGCCGCGCUACGAACCCGGCGACCCGAGUUCGAUUCCCGCUCACGGCCAACACCAGUGACGAUUGUCUGAACCGGUUCUGGACCUCCCCUAGGUCGACUCGGCCUCAAAUGAGUACCUGGUGCCAUGUGUAAACAUCGCCACGAGGGAGACAGGCAGUCCGGGCGUGGUGCUGGCCACCCACCGCCUCGUGUACCGUUCAGGCCUUCAUAGGUGCUCGCUAACAGCACUUGCCCCUACAGUCUGUUAAGGCUACACGAGGGGGGAUCUUUGCAUGGAACACGCAGUGUGUGCACAAGCCGCCUUCUGCCGAUGGUGGACACUGGGUAGAAAUUUCCCACCCUGGGUGAUACCGACCCGGCCCUCUAGAGUCUAGACUCUCGCAGGGCUUCAUGCGACGAGGCACCAACUUGAACACUUUCAUCUCGUCGGCGAAGCGGUACGUAAAAUAUUCGGCACACUUUUGCUUUUGGCCAAAUUGUAGCACGGCUCUCGCGUUCAACCGCUACGCGGAGUCCAAACCUUAAAGGGAAAACGAAGAGCGUGAUGGGGAAAAAUGAGAAAUAAUUCCGCGCGCUUAAUGACGAUAAGAAUGGGAAGCACGCGGAUUGGCCAGGAUUGUAAACAUGCCAUUUUUUGCGGGACCUCGCCGCAGUUUGAUCGAUUCGUACGGUUAAAACGCACGUCGUGUUUUAGGUUGCGAUGUCAUUGUUGGCACGUUGGACUUGCAAUUCAGAGGUCGCCGGUUUGACUCCCGUCUCGCUGCAACGGCAUUUGGAACAACGGGGGUGGGGGGGGGGGCGUUGCUCACGAACUCCCCUCUGUGCGCUUCUGCCCGCCCAGAAGUAUACCCCCGUGUGGGUAUGGACCCACGAGGUUAUACUCCUGGAGUCAAGUGCCGGGGGGUACUCCCCGCUGGAAAGAAUUGCGGCCGAACACCCUCUGGGGGAGCUCUCGAACUCCGUUGAAGGCCCCUCCGUCUGCAGUGGCGAGCAAGACAUUGGCAGGGCGGGCUGCACCUUUAACCUUCUACGUGUCUGUUCGCCUCCACGACGCUUGCUCUGCCAUACCCAGUGCCCUCUCCUCCAUUGUCGACAAUGGGGUGGAGGGGGGUGGGUGGUGAGAGCGAUUCACUUUCAGCUGCGUUGUUGUUUGUGAUAAUUUUCCCAAUGCGAUGGUUGAGGAAUAAAUCUGAUGCUUGCUCUCAAUUCUGUUGCGCCCGCCCCAAACCUCACCGGUCCCCUCCCUCUCCCCUACGGUAAUAUUAAGACGUUAAUGAAAUAUUGUGAUUUAGGGAUGAGGGCUUCCGUUUAGAAUCGUCACUAACAAACUGAAAGGAAUUGCAUGACACGAGACACGUUAACUCACAGGACAAAAAUCGCUCAAAUGAUUUACAUUGUAUUUGGGUUUGUUUUUUUGAGAGAGUGAUUAAAGUUGGUGAAAAUUGA
Lethenteron reissneri (Far Eastern brook lamprey) is the source of this 7257-nucleotide messenger RNA. It is a transcript of the gene DLST, whose product is annotated as dihydrolipoamide S-succinyltransferase. The record is from RefSeq and is a predicted model, not a curated record. Gene Ontology annotation, molecular function: dihydrolipoyllysine-residue succinyltransferase activity. NCBI's taxonomy places the organism in Eukaryota, Metazoa, Chordata, Hyperoartia, Petromyzontiformes, Petromyzontidae. Gene Ontology annotation, biological process: tricarboxylic acid cycle. Gene Ontology annotation, cellular component: oxoglutarate dehydrogenase complex; mitochondrion.